Molecule: messenger RNA, 636 nt
Organism: Drosophila ficusphila
Lineage: Eukaryota; Metazoa; Arthropoda; Insecta; Diptera; Drosophilidae
Exons: 2
Coding region: 96-572 (158 amino acids)
Source: RefSeq, a predicted model, not a curated record
UGCCGGCAAAAGCAGCAAGUAAGGGUCUUCCAUCUCUAGCUACACAGCUGUUUGGCCAAUUUUGUUAUGAAAUUUGUUUGAGUUUCGCUUUGAAAAUGAUGCGUUUACUGACAAAAACAAGAGUUCUGCGGCAAGUUGUGGCAGCCACAGGAGCUAAUCCACCUGUAUCCCGCUUCUAUGCACAAAAUCAGGGAGCAGCAAAGAAAAAUCCUGAGGAGGACAUGAUUAGCAAUGAGCCAAUCAAGUUUUUUGGCAGCCAGGCGGCCACGUGGAGGGCAAAGGACACUCGCAGCGGAGGGAGCGAGGAGACUUUGUGGUAUCAGCCCUACGUGAUCUCCGCAAGCUUGGCCAUAUUCCUCCUCUACUUCUGCGCACUUCGCGAGGAAAGCGACAUCGAUCUGCGACUGGAAGGAAAUCUGUACGACCAUGUCAGCGGCCUAGAGGAAGUUCAACUGACGGUCAACUACAAGUACAACAAAGAGCACGGGUUGGACACCAAGGAGCAGGAAAAGCGGCUAAGGGAUCUGGGUGUCGAUUUAGGUCAGCUGGACGCAAAACUGGCAGCCCAGUAGUCAUAUAGUUGGUUAUUUGUACGUUUUUUGUUUCAAUAAUAGAGCAAGCUGGUCAAAUUUAAAA